This is a messenger RNA of Alnus glutinosa, 1878 nucleotides long. RefSeq names its product B3 domain-containing transcription factor VRN1-like. The transcript is spliced from 4 exons. The record is from RefSeq and is a predicted model, not a curated record. Gene Ontology annotation, molecular function: DNA binding. NCBI's taxonomy places the organism in Eukaryota, Viridiplantae, Streptophyta, Magnoliopsida, Fagales, Betulaceae. Bases 265 to 1542 code for a protein of 425 amino acids.
ACUUUUUAGGUCAAGUUGGGGGUUUUUUAAAGGUUUUAAAGACGGAGUUUGACUGGGAGGCAACUAGGCAAGGCAGUGAAGGAGAGAGAGGGGGGGACUAAUUAGAUCUGAAAGAAAGCCUUUAGAGAUACACUGGAAGGACAGGAAGCCCCAGGUUCCUAUCAGAAUAUCAACGCUCUCUUCUGUCUGGCUCAAUUUUCCGGCUCCCCAAACAAGAAAAAAAGAUAAAAAGAAAAAAAAGACGAACACCAGUAUAAUACCAUUAUGCCACAGCCACGCCCUUAUUUUCACCAGCUGAUUCUCUCUUCCACAAUCCAUGCCAAACAACUGAGGAUACCAGAAAUUUUUUUCAAGAAAUUCAGGGAAGAGCUUUCUGCUGUUGUUAAACUCAGUGUUCCUGACGGUCACGUUUGGCAAGUAGGAUUGAAGAAGGUUGAAAAUGGUGUUUGGUUUCAAGAUGGUUGGCAGGAAUUUGUUGAGUGUUACUCUAUCCGCGUUGGGUACUUUCUAGUGUUCAGAUAUGAAGGAAAUUCGGGUUUCUUUGUUCAUAUAUUUAAUUUGACGAAUUCCGAGAUAAACUAUCACUCCAAUUCUCUGAGUAACGCUCAAGGGCUCAAUUAUGGCAAUCAGUAUAAUGUGUUUGAAGAAAUGGAGGAUGAUGACUAUGCAGAAAUCUUGGGUCCCUCACCUUCAUUCCUCACUACUAGGCCUUUGAAAAACAAGCUUUUUGGUGAACGUGGAGAUCAAUUGACGCCUAGUAAAAGUUACACUCCUCCCUCACUGCAGAAUUUGUUCAAUGGGUCUCAACUUAAGAACUCAUUUAAUUGGGUUGGUGAAGGUAACCUGCAUCUUUUCAAGGGUGUUAAUAAAUCACCAGGAGAAAUUCAACCCUCUAGAGAUAUAGGUAUUCAGUUUAAUGCAGUUGAGCUUAAAAAGUCUUUGGAUGAAGUGAAAUUGCGAAAUCCAGGUCAAGAAAUUCAAACAAUCAAAAAAACCGUGAGAAAAAAGCGGAAACCUGAUCCUAGUAAGCUAUAUGAUCAGGAGUCAUCCGCUCAACAUGAAGAGGAAGUAGAAAUGCGGUUUAGAUUUUAUGAAAGCGCUUCGGCAAGAAAAAGAACAGUGACAGCGGAGGAACGAGAAAGGGCUAUUAAUGCAGCCAAAGCAUUUGAGCCGACUAAUCCUUUCUGCAGGGUUGUCCUGCGACCAUCAUAUUUGUAUAGGGGUUGUAUAAUGUAUCUGCCAUCCUGUUUUGCUGAAAAGCAUCUAAGUGGGGUUUCAGGAUUCAUCAAACUUCAGACUCCUGAUGGGAGACAGUGGCCUGCCCGAUGCCUUUACAGAGGAGGUAGAGCCAAAUUAAGCCAGGGAUGGUAUGAAUUUUCGUUGGAGAAUUAUUUGGGGGAAGGAGACGUUUGUGUCUUUGAACUGAUGAAGAUGAGGGAUAUUGUGCUAAAAGUUACCGUAUUUCGUGUCGCCGAAGACACAGGACUGGUGGUGAACCAACCAUUACAGCAAGUCAGCCCAAUAAAACUACUUAGAAAUUAGUUUCUGGUAAUUUUGAGAUUUCUAAACUGUAUCAAGUUACUUUUGUCUUCUGGGUGGCUUGUUACUGAUCUUAUUUAUUCAUGUGGAGUUUAGAUGCCAUUCAGUGUCCAUAAACUUUCCAAGAUGACUUAGUGGAAAUUUUAGUUUUUUAGGAAUUUGAACACAAAUAUUAUGCCUUGACUAGGGUUGUAAAUAGAUUGUGCAAUCUAGUUUUUAUCAAACUGGACCGGAAUUGUACAUCCUAGUCAUUCCCUCCCCCUCCCCAUUCCCCUCUUGAGAUUUGGCGUUUUCAUCUUGAAGUUCUAUUUUAUUCUCCAAUUACAUACUAAUUGCUGA